GGUUGCUGGGGAAAUGGGGGAAGAAAGGAGGGAGCAGGACGCGGAAGUGGUGGCUGCGCCUGGGGAGCAGGCGGAGGCGGUGAUUGUGAAGUCGGAGACGGGAACCUUGCGUCGAGGGGAGGGGAAGGCGGGGGUUGGCAGAAGGGCAUCCGCCUUCUAGGACCUGCACGCGGCGCGGAGCGGCUGGGCCUCCUUUCUCCACUUCCACGGUCGCCCCGGGUGAUGGCGAUGGCGAUGGUGAUGGCGGCAGUUUCUCCGACGGCCUCGGUGCAGCCGCGCUCCGGGAGAUACACCCAGAAACUGGCCAGAAGAAACUCCCUGCCAGAAAAACUGAAAAAGCAGUCUUUAUAACGCUUCUGGGCUUUGGGGACGAUCUGUUAGAAUGGCAGAAAGUAGUGACAGUAGUAAUAAAAGCGCGGACGUGAGGCCCAAGACGAGCCGGAGCAGGAGCGCGGACCGGAAGGACGGCUACGUGUGGAGCGGCAAGAAGCUGUCGUGGUCGCGGAGGGCCGAGGGCCCGGGUGCCGAGGUGCAGGACGGGGACGGCGACGGCGAGCGGGGCCCGGAGCGGAAGCACAGCUGCUCGGCGCUCGAGCUGGACCUGGGCCACUCGUGCGGGCAGCGCUUCCUUGGCCGCUCUCUGAAGCAGAAGCUGCAGGACGCCGUGGGCCAGUGCUUCCCCAUCAAGAACUGUAGCAGCCGCCACUCCCCGGGGCUUCCGUCACGGAGGAAGAUCCACAUCAGCGAGCUCAUGCUGGAUAAGUGUCCUUUCCCACCGCGAUCGGACCUGGCCUUCCGGUGGCACUUCAUCAAGCGGCACACCGUGCCGCUGAGUCCCAAGCCCGACGAGUGGGGCCGCACGGACCUCGCCCAGCGUGACCUGCGGGCCGGACAGCUGCCGCCCAGCAGAGCCGCGGCCGAGGCCCCGCCCUGCGCCCCGGCGCCCGGCUGCGCAGCCAGCCCGGCGUCCAGCAGCAGCGUGGAGGACAGCGACAUGGACUCAGACGAGGACCUCGUCACGCUGUGCGCCAGCUCCAGGAAGAGGAACAAGCCCAAGUGGGAGGACGAGGAGCUGCUGCGGCUGGAGACACCGCCCAAGUGCCACACGCAGGUGGACUACGUGCACUGCCUGGUGCCCGACCUGCUGCGCAUCAACAACAACCCCUGCUACUGGGGCGUGAUGGACAAGUACAGGGCCGAGGCGCUGCUCGAGGGCAAGCCCGAGGGCACCUUCCUGCUCCGGGACUCAGCGCAGGAGGACUACCUGUUCUCCGUCAGCUUCCGCCGCUACAGCCGCUCGCUGCACGCCAGGAUCGAGCAGUGGAACCACAACUUCAGCUUCGACGCGCACGACCCCUGCGUCUUCCACUCCCCCGACAUCACCGGGCUGUUGGAGCACUACAAGGACCCCGGCGCCUGCAUGUUCUUCGAGCCCCUCCUGUCCACGCCGCUCAUUCGGACUUUCCCCUUCUCCCUGCAGCACAUCUGCAGGACAGUCAUCUGCAACUGUACCACCUAUGACGGCAUCGACGCCCUGCCCAUCCCUCCGCCCAUGAAGCUGUACCUGAAGGAGUAUCAUUACAAAUCAAAGGUCAGAGUCCUCAGGCUCGACGCGCCCGCGGCCAGCCAGUGCUAGAGACCGGCCUGAGCAGCCCGCCUGUUUCCAGUCAGUAAACUACUCUUCUCACUAUGCCUCUUUGAAGUUUUCUCAAGGGCAGUUGGAGUAUAAAAGAAACCUCUGCCCAAAAUUUUACUUUCACAUCAGUUUAUUUUUCUUAUGAUACACUAAUUAUUAAAGGUUAUACCCAAGAGGUUAAUAGAUAUUUUUAACCAGAUGUUUGGUUUUUGGUUUUGUUAUAUAGAUUGUAUACCUAAAUUUUUUCUUUACCUAAUUUAUAUAUGGUCUAGGCAUCUCUGAAAUUGGAUAGGCAUGCAAACACAUUUGAAUAGCCUAUAUUUUGUUUAAAAAUAAUCUUAUUUGCUACAUGUAAAAUAUUUCUUUAAUCUAUACCAUCAGUAUUCCUAAACAUAAAAUACUCUUUGCCCAGCCCCUUUUCAUUGAGUUUUGAAAUUCUUCAGUAGAGUGUUAUAAUUCACCUAUGCUAAUGUAAUUCAGUUUUUUAACUUGCUAACAGGUAUGUUAAAAGUAACAAAGUGGUUUCAAGUCAAAUUUUGUGGGGUUUUUUUUUGUUUGGGGUGGGGUCUUUUUGCAAUACCGGGAAUCGAACUUGGGACCUUGCCCUUGCAAGGCAGGCACAGUGCCACUGAGCUACAUCCCUGGCCCUAACUUUUUUUUUUUUUUUUUUUGGUGCCGGGAUCAAACUCAGGAACUUGCACUUGAGAGGCAGGUGGUGGCCUAACUUUUUUUUUCAGACGGGAUGUUGCUCUGUAGCCCAGGCUGGCCUUGAACUCAUGGUGAUCAUCUUGCCUUAGCCCCCUGAGUGCUGGGAUUACAGGCGUCAGCAAGCCUGGCUUGUUUAAAAUGCUAACUGCCAAACAAGAUCACUCAAGCUUUGAUUAAUCUGGCCAAUGAGAAUAGGACAUUUUGGAGGUGCAUUGAUCCCAGUGGGGCAGGGUCAUUUGUUACAUUGCUCAGUAAGCCCUUCUCUCUGCCUUUAAACUAUCUUCAAAACAUAUGUUCCUUUCUCCCUGGGAACUUUAAAAAUAAUGAUAACAUAUUAGUAGAUAGUAGUUGCUACAGCAACUGGUAUUUUUCUGUAUUAAUUUAUGAACUGUUGCCCGUAUUAGGCCUUUUGCACGAACUCUGAGGGGGGGGUGGGGGACACACGACUCUGCCGUUGAUAAAUAGCCACAAACUUCUACUGGUAACCAAAGAGUACCUAAAUAAUGUUUUAUUAUUUUAAAUUAAAUUUGAGUAAACAUUCAAGAAAUAAACAUGGAGCUCACUAUUGAGAAAGCCUAAUACUUUUUUUCAUCUUCCAGUUUUGAAUACUUUUUCCUGUCUUCAGAAUUAACUUGGGGCCAGGGAUUUAGCUCAGUGGUUCUGCCGCAUGCCUCACAAGUGCAAGGUCCUGAGUUUGAUUCCUGGUACCAAAAAAAGAACGGAAUUAACUUACAUCUUUAAUGUGGCUUCAAAAAAAAAGAGCAUUUUGACAGCUACAUGGCUUGUAUCAUACCACACAGUAGGACAAAAACGAUAAUAUUUCAAAGAACAGGGCAGCAUUCUUAGAAACGUCAUUAGCCCUGUGUAACCAAUAAUGAUAAAUGGACUGAUACCUCUUUUUUAAAAGAAUCAAUGCUAAUAUGGACAGAUUACCCAAUUUCUUUUGGUAAGCUGUCUACCCCUUUGUACAAAUUGGCAUUUUUUAAUGCAGUUAUUUCUUUAUGCUGGUUUAGCUAGAUUAGGAAACUCUUCUACGUGGAUUGGAAGAACUUUGACUCAUGAAUUUCCAAGUUAGAACAAAUGUUUCCUUACCGUUGUUUUUAUGUUGAGACAGCAUUUCCCUGUCUUAUAAUUCCGCUGUUAACAUAAAAAUGGCGUUUUUCAAUAGUGGCUUUAAAAUAAAUUUGUAGCAAUUACAGAAUCAAAUCAGAAAGUCUUCAUUACCAUUAAUCUUGUAGCCUUUGUGUUCUCAGUGGUCUCCAGAUGGGCUGCGUCUCCAAGAGGAGAAGCUACUCUUCUAGCCGUGCUGGGGCUCGGAACACUGUUACCCACCUCCAGGGCCAGUGUCACAUCUAACAGUGACGCUUACUUCCACCUGGGCAGAAAAGUCUCACUACCUCAUCUUUAUUGUGGCACUUUUGUCGAUCCUUGAGAGAAUCUUCUCUUAUUAACCAAUGUCAGACUUCCUAAAUAUCCAUCUUUGAUGAGAGACAAAUAGUAUGGUAAGACUCACCCAUGAUUAAUAGUUUUUUAUCAGAAUUUGAUAAGACUUUCUGUUUCCGUGAAACAAUUAUUUUAAACACUUUUCUUUUAAAAAUAACUUUUUAUCAGUACAGAAAAACCUAAGGGAUGACCGACUAGCUUAUGAAUAUUGUGUUAAAGGGUAGUUUUUUAAAGAAAAAUGAAAUAUAAUUCUGUUGUCUUUUAUAGUGGUAAAAUGUUUCUAUGAAUGUUUAGCUUUUCAUAUAAUUCAAACUGAGUGCUUGUGAUAUAUUUUCUCUAGCUUUUUAGUUCUUUUCCAUUCAAGGUGUUACCAGCUGUUAACAUUUCUAAAACAGUGCCGUAUGCAUAGCCUUGAAGUCUGAAUGAGAACAGGGGAGAUUCAUUUACUCUGGAAUGGUUUGUAUUUUUCCUUGGCUAAGUGAAAAGAAAUUUGGAAAGUAGAAAUAGAAAGACUCGAGAAGGGAAUUACUUAUCAUGAAGGAAAAGGGAAGAGUGAUAAUUUCUGCUAACAUUUAAGGACUGUAAUUUAGAAAGGUUACAUACCCCUUUUCUGUUUUGGUGAGACAGUGGCAUUUGGAAGAACAUCAGUAUGCAAAAUGUAGCUUAUAAAAAAUGCUUAAAAAUACAUUUGUUGUACUAUGUAACAAAAAUGAGUAAAUUUCAAGAAGAAAAAUGUGAUAAAUACAGCGUUUGAAACAUUUGAAAAGGGUAUAUUCCGGAGUUGAGAAAGCAUUAGCACUGUGGAAAUGUGUAGUGCUUACUGGUGAGAGAAACUGGAGCUAAAGAACCCAGAUAAAAUAAUUCAGAAUUUCAGCAUCACCUCAGGGAAAAGCCUGACAGCGAAAGGGAGCCAGCCACGUGGUGGCUGAUAGCCGGUCUGGACCACACUUAGCUGCGCUUGGGGAGACAUUCUGGGUGCAUCAGGAAAACUCGACUUUUCUAUUUUUCUCUAAAGCUUUUCACAAAUGCCCCUCACCCCUUUUAAAAAUCAUAACAUCUUGGUUCAAACUGUAAUUCCUGAAAUAUGCUGUAUUUGACUUUUUUUUAGGUUCCUUCAAUGUUUUUGUAUUGAGUCAUGCGUUCUUUCUAUAACUGUGCCAUUCACCUAAAUAAUUCAUAAACAGUGGUUUAAUUUAAAGGAAGCCCUAAUAGGAAGAUUAAAGGAAGCUUUUAGUCAGCCUGAGGCUGGAUUUAUUGAUUUGGUGAUCAGACCUAGGUACUUUCCUGAAUUUCAGCUAAUGGCCAACUGUGGUCAAAGAAUGACUUUUCAGUGAAAGUUUUGAUUUCUUCUUAUAAAUUAUAUAGAGUUAGUGUCAGUAUUUAGAAAUCCUUUAAAAAGUGGAACAAACGUACCAAAUAGGACUCAUCAUUAUACAAAUUACAUUUCUUUUUAUAAGAAAAACACAUAAACCUUUAUCAUUUAUUCAUGAGCCAAAGCCAUUAAGAAGAUAAAUCAGGUUAUCAACUUCCUGUCUCUGAAGUUUGGAUCAUUUUAUAGAUCCAUGUAAUAGAGCACUUCCUUCCUAUGAAAGAAAAACCUUGACAUCUAACUCUUAUAGUCUUAUUUUUUUAUUUAAAAUAUUUCUUGCCAUUUUAGCUAGAAUCAGAAUCCAGCAAGUAGCUUAUUUGUUAAUCUGGGUGCAACAAAUUUCACAGGAAGGUAGACAUAGAUGUUCUUAGAGAUAACACAGUGUUUAAAUGUAAAAUUGCCUGUGUAAAGUUAGGUAAUUUAAUGCCCAAGUGAAUAAAAGAUUUUAGGGCGAGGAAUCCUCGUUUUUACUUUGGGAAAAAGAUGUCUACCCUUUUUUUUUUUUUUUGAGACUGGGUCUCACUAUGCCAAACUUGUGGCGAUCCUCCUGCCUCAGCCUCCCAAGUGCUGGGAUUACAGGCCUGCACCACCAUGCCCAGCUGCCAUUUUUGUUUUACACUUUUCUUACACAAGGCCAAGAAGCAAUACUAUUUUUGUUUUAACAUAAGCAGUUUCCAUUUUUAUUUCUAAAGAAUGAAUAGAAAGCACAAAGGGUUUUUCUUAAUGGUCUACUAAAAAUAAGACAAGUCUGUCUGUAGUAUUCUAAUAUAUUGAGAUGCUGAACACAGAUCAGCUUGUAGGUACAAAGGCAGAUGCAUGACUGUAAUCUAAAAGAAAAGAGUUUAGGGUACAUGAAACAUGUCUCAAAGAUAAAGAAUAUUUAUAAUUUACUUUUGAAUUUGAAUUUUCUCAAUGCGAGAUCUUCCUUUGCCUUCAUUUCCUGUAAAGUGUAGGUAAUACCUGUGAACGGGCCUUCUGCAGGUUAAUCCUUCAUGAAGCAGUGACCCUGGGAGCAUACUUGAAAACAGUUCCUGUACAGCCGUUGAGUACUAAGGUGAUGAUAGGUUUUCAGACUUGUCCCUGAGUAGGCCCUGCUGAACCACAGUCUCUAACAGCCUUCUUGCUUGACCCGACAGCAGUCUGUCCUUGAUUCUGCAAUUAGAUGAGAAUUGCAAUUUCCUUCUGCCCUUUAUGAGGUCCAUGGAAAAUUGAUAUUUGUCUAACUUAUUUUAAAAGUUGAUUGCAUUUGCAGGAAAUGAAGGUAAUCAGUUUGCCAUGUUUAUAAUCAAAUCUGAGCUUUCAGACUUGAGAGCCAGAGUGUAAAACUCAAGAAAGUUUACUCAAGUUACCUUGCUAGAAUUGGAUUCUCUAUAAGCCAACUAUAGACAACAUAUGCUUAUAUAUACAGAGUUUAAGUAGCAACUUCGAAAAGCAUUUAUUUUUCGCAAUCAGGCUUGUAUGAUCCACUCCAUGCCCCAAAAGAAGUAAAUGAUUUCCACUCUUUAUUUCUGAUCUCGAUGUUUAAUGUUUCUUUAUGGAUGUAAGUUUAAAUAAUUUGAUCUGAAUAAAUUUUCACAUAAUUAAAUCUUCAUGUAUGAAAUCCAAAA
Messenger RNA from Heterocephalus glaber (naked mole-rat), 6763 nucleotides. Lineage: Eukaryota; Metazoa; Chordata; Mammalia; Rodentia; Bathyergidae. The record is from RefSeq and is a predicted model, not a curated record.